Molecule: messenger RNA, 3900 nt
Organism: Tympanuchus pallidicinctus (lesser prairie-chicken)
Lineage: Eukaryota; Metazoa; Chordata; Aves; Galliformes; Phasianidae
Gene: IFTAP
Product: intraflagellar transport associated protein
Exons: 6
Coding region: 882-1454 (190 amino acids)
Biological process (GO): spermatogenesis; acrosome reaction
Cellular component (GO): cytosol; 9+0 non-motile cilium
Molecular function (GO): intraciliary transport particle A binding
Source: RefSeq, a predicted model, not a curated record
AAAGUGGGAUGACAAUAUCUUCAAAUAGUGGGUGAUAGCUUUAACCUGUCAAGAGUUUGAAAGAGGGUUUCUGAUUUAACACAGCUUCAUUUGCAUGGCUUGAAAAAGAGAGUGUGUAGGAAGAAGACAUUGCCCAUAUGUAGUGCUGUUUCCAAAUAUUGUUUUAGGAAAACACUUGCUAAAAAAGCAAGAAGCCAGAUGUCAUAUCAAGAGACCUGGGAUUUAGGAAUUAUUCAGAGGAUCCAUCUGUGGUUUGAGUUUUAAAACCUGUUUGCUAGGCUGUUCUGAUCUGGUGCAAUUUACUUUUAAUGAACCUGACUCUUACAAGUAAGGACGUAAGGUUAUGUCCAGAAUGCCAGCCCUUUCUGUGUGUCAUAGUAACUGCAGCACAGAGCUGUCUGUGGGGAUUAAUAAGUCUGUGGGAAAGUGGAUGGCUGAAUGUACUAACCCCAAGGGCAUCAUUAAGGCUCUCUGCAAGAAAUACUUUAAUGCCUAUAACGUGUAAUUUCGCUUUAGAAAUGGACUGCAGUGUUUCUUAUUCUUAUAGAGUAAAUCUUUCAAACUAAACCCAAGAAACUUGGUUAAAAUCAGCAUUUAUUUUUUCAUGUAGUGCAAAGUUCAUCUGGUUCUCCAUAUUUUAUAAUGGAUUUUUUUUUUUUUUAAAUAAAAAGGCAGUUUUAUUUUGGCUACAAUUAGUAUAUUUUUAGCUACUUUGUAUGCAAACAGUCAGAGUGAGUUUAGAAUUCCAAACUUCCAUGCAAAUGCUUGUCUUGACCUCUAGUCAGCUCUCAGCUGCAGUUGCACUGUGGAGGUUCCAUCCGUGAUGUCACUGCUGUGUCAUAAUUUUGCUGGCUGUUCUGCACUGCAGAGACCUGUCCGGUAUGAUGGCCAGAAGAAGCAGGAGUUGUCCUGUCCUCGCUUCUGUUGUAAAUGGCAUUCUUACAGAAGAAGAGAUGAAGAUGAUUCAAGGAUGUAAAAAAUCCUUAAGAAAAUCAUUUUCUGAUUCUGACAUCUCAAAUGGAAAUAAACAGGAUGGUUUCCCUGAAAGAAGCAAGGAAAAGCUCAUGUCUGUCCUACCACAGACUCCAAAUGAGAAUAAGAUGGUCAUAAAUGAGAGCUGGAAAUCUGGUGACUCUGAUGGAAAUGGCCUCAGUCUAUCUGAAAGAGCUCAGGUGGACCAUUACUUAGAAACAUACAUAGAUGGAGAGCCAUGCAAUGCAGGGUCAUUUGUUCUUCCAGGAGAGGUGGAAGAGAUAGGGACUUGCUCUCCACUUCCUUUAGAAAAGUCUUUUCAGCAGAAGCUCAAAAUCUCCUCAGUUCAGGAGCCACUGGACAACAAAGCAGAAGAGCUACUGGGAGAUGAUGUUCAACCAUUCUUACUUGAUGAAGAAUUUGAUUAUGACAACGUGGCACUGACCUCUAAGUUCUCUGAAGCUGAGCUGAUGCCCAUGUAAGAAUUGUCUGAAGAGAAGGGGAGAGAUGUAAAGUCCAGCAGGAGCUGAAGACUGAAUCAGAUGCACUCUGAAUGGCAUUUUGUGCAAUGCUGAUGAAAUAGCAUUCUGGAGAAUAAAUCUUACUUCUUGUACCCUUACUAGAUGCUUUUUGUCUGCGUGGACAGUAAAUGACAUCCUCAGGAUUUUCUUUGUUCCAUCAAGGUGCCUUGGAGCCUGAGGUUGGCUUUCUCUACGCCUCCUAGUCUUAGUCUGAAUGAAAACACAGAUUAGGAAGGUAGUGCUUGCUCAAAGCCACUUGUAUAGUAGCCCUUCAGCAGUGAGGAAUGUUUACCAUCUUUUUAUAUUUUGUGCAUUGAUUUGCUUAGGUAUUCAGGUUGACUAAGAAGGUCUCUGUCAGUCCCUAAAUCCAAAGGGAGUUUUGCAUAGAUCAGUGGCCUCAGUGUUGCUCAGCUUCUUUGUUGUUUUUGAUGUGGUACGAAGCAGCUGGAAGAUGUCUCAAACGAGAGCUGUGAAUUCCCAUUUGUUAAAUAAAAAAAUAAUAAAGUAAAAUCCCUGACUGCAGUAAAGCCCACAUAGCCUCUAGGCAUGCUGGAAUAAUUGCUCCAUGAAACAUAAACAAGCUGGUGUGAUUCAGAAUAGCAGGCAUGGCUACUCUUGCUUAUAUUUGGUACUGACUAGCCUAAAGCUAGUCCUAAAGCUGUCUUUGCUUAUUUCUUUCUGUAAUGUAGAGCUGAAGGAACUUUUUGCAGCUGACAUGUUGGUCUAUAGACUCUUUCUUUGUCACUGCAAGAUUUUAAGAUGUGGAGUUAUACCAGUGAAUAAAUUUGGGGGUAUAUUUUUCUUUCUUCUGAGUUGCUUUAGUUCUUCUGAGACAUAAAUAUGCCAGGUUACCGUCAACUCUUUUGAGAGAGUUGAUCAAAAUUGCUGUUGUGUAACUACUGACAGUUAAACUUCUAGUGCUACAGAAAUCCACCCAGACAGAAAGAAACAUAGUGAAUUAAUCCAUUAAAGAAAUUGGCAUUGAGAGGCUGUCAGAUUUAACUUUUUUUUGGUUUCUGAGAUGAUUUUGGGUACCAGCUUAUGGUUUAUACUCGGCAUCACUGAAAUUCAGCAAGCUCUGGAGAUUGAUAGAAUACAAGACUGUUUUGCUCCUUUGUCAGAAAUUUCUAAGAGCAAAGAAUGGGAUGAAUGAGAAAUAAAUUCUGGAAGAGGUCCAAGAGUAAAUCCAGGAGGAGGAAAUAGAAAGCCGCUCUACAAAAUUAGCAAGGUCAGCCUUUGAGGGCAUCAACAGAGAAUCAGGGAAUGCCACUUCCUUAGCAUAGGUACUUAAUGUAAAUAAAGUAAAUACAGUAAAGAAUCUUUAGUUUAAGAAAGCUCUGUACCGUCUGUCAUUUUGAAAAUGAAUCAACCUUAAAGAUGGGCUUUUGUGAGUUCACAAAAUGACUGACGAUGAAUUUGGCACUAUUUACAUAUAUAUUUCUAGAAAAGUAUGAAGUACAAAUCUAUAGAUAAGUUGUGUUGGAGUCCUAUUGUCACUAUAGUCAGUGACGACUUAUCCAGGAGUUCAUAAUGAUCUUCAGGCCAAAUCAGCUCUGGAAACUAAGUGCAUUUCCUAUUCAUUUCAUUAACAAUCUUUUUCUGUACAUGAGGGAGACAUUCAGCCAUUCGGUUCCUCCUCUCACAGGCAGAUGAUUCUCUUACCAAAUGUUCAGAGUGCCUAUUAAGCUCACUAAGUGUCAUUCAGUAUACUCAUUAUAUGGUUCCAUUAGAUAUAAAGAAACACUGCUGCAGAAUCCCCAACAAAAUGGGAACUCUGGUAACAUUCAUCCUAAGCAGAGAAAAUAGGAUCAUUUACUUAAAUUUGCAUUACUUUUUGCUCUUUUUUGCUCUUUGUUAGCAGAGACAGAUAUGAUAAUCUCCACCACAGUGGAGAUUAGCCAAUGUAGGCUACCUUUUCCAAGUGUGACAUAUUGGCUUUAUUGGAUAUACUGAUGGUUGUUUUUGGCUUGUAACUUUUAACUGACUAUCCUUCACAGAGAAGGCCUGUUUUCCUUUUCUCCAUUACCAAAUCAUCAUUUUAAAAAAUGUACUUGAUUUGCAUUUUAGAUUUUAUACAUAUACAUGGAGUUAGUUACUUGGAUUUGUAUCUAUAUUUCUGUGGUGUUUUGUAAUCUGAAUAAUAUGUAUUUUUCCUCUUUAUUAUUUUAGGCAUUCAGCAUGGUAAGGUACACCCUCCUUUCCUGUUUAUGGUUUUUCUAAACACUUUUCCAGUUUUCGAAAUCAUUAAGGGUAAAAACUCACAAUAGAAAAGGAAAGUGUGUGCUUCCUGGAGUCAGCUUUGUGAUGAUUGCAGUAGGGAGUGGGUCUGGCUUUCUAACUCAGUGAAAGAAGUGUAAAAUCUCUGAUGUUGGGUGAAUUCAUAGGAAAUAAAGGCUGUGUGAUGGAA